This is a messenger RNA of Cotesia congregata, 1143 nucleotides long. The record is from the annotation of a GenBank genome assembly. Lineage: Eukaryota; Metazoa; Arthropoda; Insecta; Hymenoptera; Braconidae.
AUGGCUGAAGAAAGACCUCAAGCUGGACAAGCUCGCAGAACGGGGAAUUUAAAUCUCUUAUCCUUAUAUAAAAAACUAAGAAGCGAAUUAAAAAUUAAGAUAUGUGAUGCACGUGAUAAUUAUUUUAAAAAUGUUUUAGAGGAAAGUGCUCAGGGCUCUGACAUUUGGUCCAAGCUGAAAAAGCUAGGAAUUAUUAAACCUAGGCAGUCUUCACCACUGGAUCACUUUGAUGCGAAUUUACUGAAUAAUUUCUACGCUAGUACUGUAACCAAAUACCCGUCAUGUGACAAAAAUUUCGUCUUUGAUCUACCCAAUCAUCAUACGAAACAAGUAAAUUGUGUCUUCAACUGGUCAAAGUUAGAUAUUGUUGAUUUGUAUGAGGCUGCAGACAAACUUACUGUCGAUGCUCAAAGUGUGGCAGACUGGGCUCGUGAAAAUGAUCUACAAUUAAACUUCAAUAAAACUAAGGUCAUGAUCCUAGGCAGCAAAGGAAAACUGAAGUUACUUGAUGGUUUUGACCUACCACCAAUCAUUGUUGAUGGUAAUGUCAUACCUUAUGUCGAUACCACUAAACAUCUAGGCAUCGAACUAUCGAAUAACCUCUCAUGGAAUGCUCAUACUUCGCAAAUCUCUAGGAAGGCCUAUGCUGCGUUAAACAGCUUGAAUAUCUUAUCUCAAUCUUGUCGCAAGCUACUUGUCACUACUACCAUCCUACCGAUAAUUAAUUAUUGCUCUCUUGUAUUGUUAGACUUAUCAAAAGGACUUGAUAUCAAAUUACAACGCAUACUAAAUAGUACAAUAAGAUUCAUCUUUAAUCUUAAGCGGGAUGAGCAUAUCACGCCCUAUCGUCAAGAUUUAAGAUGGCUCAGUAUUAGGAUGCAUGGGAUUUAUAGUCUGGCAUGUUAUUUUUACAAGUUAUUGCAGACUGGAGAACCAAAAUAUCUGCGAAAACUGUUCUGUGAUGAAGAUGAAAGUGUUAGGCGUUCGGAUAGACUUGCUCAGAAGAAUAAUAAUAUUAUCUUUAGAAUUCCUAAUUUCCAUCAUUCUGUUGUCUUUGAAACGCUCAUUCGUAGUGUCAGCCAUACGCCUAUGGCAGGAACUUCCGCUGGAUGUCAUAGGCUCUUUAUCAAUAGGGAGUUUUAA